AUGGACGAAGGCUUUGAUGCGCAUGUGACGACCGUCGCGCUUGAAGAGAUCCCGGCGUACGAGGAAAACGAGGUGGCACUUCUGAGCGACGAUGAUGCACUUCGCUACGAUAGCGUUACCGAGGUUACAAAGCUACUCCGCUCGUCCUACCUGAGUGGAAUGCUACGUCGUUUGAGCGACUACGAGCAGACAACGGGCCGCGGCAAGAACUGCAUUCCAUCUGACGAUCCCGAGUACCAGUACGUGUCCGACUGCAGCUCGCUGGUGCUGCGCAUCGAGGUAGAGAAGAGCCGUGUGCACGUCUUUUUGCGUGCGCAGUACAGCAUACGCUUCCCGGAGCUGGCCAUGUUCUUCUCUGACAGCGUUCUCUACGCCAAAGUGGUCAAGAUAAUCCAAAACAGCGUCGACCUCAGCUCCGUCGUUGGGCAAUUAGACGAGUUCAUCCCGUCCCAGCUGCUGGUGGUCGUGGUGGCAUGUGCCUCCACGACGUCUGGUCGCGAUUUGUCUCCGGAGGAGUUGAGCCGUGUGCUGGAAGCGUGCGAGGAGCUUGAAAACCUCGAAAUGGCUAAGCAAACGUUCCUCGAAUACAUCCAGUGCUCGAUGCCGCUCAUCUGCCCCAACCUGUGCGCCUUCCUCGGCACCGGUAUCACGUCGCAGCUCUUUGCCAUCUCGGGUAGCGUAGCCAAGCUGUCGAUCAUGGACCCCGCCGAUUUGGCGAGGCUCGGAAGUCGACGCUCAAACGACAGCGGUAUCACAAUAAAAACAACUGGAUUCCUUAGUAACUGCGACCUGAUAGCAAACCUGCCACCCCAGCUUCGACCUAAAGCACUACGUUUGGUUUCAAGUGUUACACUGACGCUUGCGCGCAUUGACGCGAACCGGCGUGCCCCAACCAACUACGAAGGUGUUCGGGAGCGUCGACUGGCAUGUAACCGUAUGCGUACUUGGCUGGACCCACCGGUGCUCCGCGGCGCCGGACACAACAUGUACGAGCGUCGCGGUCGAAAGCGUCGACGCGCGAGCUAA
Leishmania mexicana MHOM/GT/2001/U1103 is the source of this 1026-nucleotide messenger RNA. Its product is annotated as putative trans-splicing factor. The record is from RefSeq and is a predicted model, not a curated record. The transcript has a single exon. Gene Ontology annotation, cellular component: precatalytic spliceosome; U4 snRNP; U4/U6 x U5 tri-snRNP complex. NCBI's taxonomy places the organism in Eukaryota, Euglenozoa, Kinetoplastea, Trypanosomatida, Trypanosomatidae. The coding region runs from base 1 to 1026 and encodes 341 amino acids. Gene Ontology annotation, biological process: spliceosomal tri-snRNP complex assembly; mRNA splicing, via spliceosome.